This is a messenger RNA of Aspergillus clavatus NRRL 1, 3699 nucleotides long. RefSeq lists its product as uncharacterized. The record is from RefSeq and is a predicted model, not a curated record. The coding region runs from base 1 to 3699 and encodes 1232 amino acids. Lineage: Eukaryota; Fungi; Ascomycota; Eurotiomycetes; Eurotiales; Aspergillaceae. The transcript is spliced from 3 exons.
AUGCAUGAACAUUUAACUUUGGAAGGUGGGACCAGACCUUCAUAUCAGCAAACCCAACCUCGACCCGAGUCGGCAACGGUUGCGCCUGUGCCGUCCAUAGAAGUGGCUGCUUCGCGGCAAUCACAAUCAUCCUCUUGGAAUUACUCACUAAACCAAGUCGAGAAGCGUAUUGCGGAAAGCGUACCACACUCGGGCACGGCUACACCAACGAUGCCUGGGUUGGUAUCAGAAUCAAUCAUAAAGCUACCCCUGAAUCCCUCCAAUGAUCAUGACGAGAUUCAAGAGGGUCUAGGCAGCUUAAAUCGCUGGUCCCAAUCGACAGUCUCAACCAGAGACUCGCCCCUCGGUCACUCUCGCAGAAGUUCAUUGAUUCAUGACCGUACUUUAUCCGAGACAAAUGCGAGCCCAAACAGAAUUUCGAGCCCUCAGCAUAAUCUCUUCACUGACCAUCACAUUCAAGGACAGAGUCGUCAUAUUUCUCGGGGUUCAGUCUCACCAAGUCAAACCAUAAGCCUGGAGCUCACACCGUUCAAUAAUCAUGAAUUGCCCCGCUUCGCAACAACAGAUGUCGACAAGGCAGCUUUGCAUUCUAAAGAUGAGAGUUCGGAGUUUGCGUUGACCGCUCCUGGUCUGUUUCAAAACCCAUGGACUAAGUCAGGGGUGACAGACAUGGAUUCUGUCGAGCAUACUACAGCCUACGAAUCAACAAGCCCUCACUAUGUUGGUGAUAGUUCACACUCAUCGGCUAUGGAGCGGGUACCUGGGAAACGACGGCGAGCGUAUUCUCAGAAAGCAAUGCUUUCAAAGGCCCUACAAAAGGCCAAUACUGCAGUUCUCCUUGAUAACGCAGCUAAUUUUGAAGGUGCUAUGGAAGCGUACAAUGACGCCUGUCAGCUCCUCCAAUUGGUCAUGCGACGCAGCAAUGGAGGGGAAGACGAAAGGCUAAAACUUCAGGAGAUCCGCGACACCUAUAUGCUCCGCGUCACCGAGUUAAGGCGUAUGGAUUUCUCGUUUCGCGAAGCUAAUAGCAAAGCGCUCCCCGAGCGCCCACUCAGUCAAGAGUCAUUCGGAGAAUUGUCACCAUCAUUGGAAGACAACGAUUAUCAUGAUAGUGGGACCCGGAUAAAUUAUUUGCAGCCUAACUCCUUUCUUCAUCGCCGGUCAGCAUCUGGAGAAUCGAGAAUUCUGGCUCCCGAUCAAAUUCCUCCAAGGCGCCAAUCUUUGUUGCCAUCCCCUCUAGAUGAUGAAGCAAGAUAUGCAACUGUGUCACCGGCCUUUGAUAGGUCAACCAAAGCAGAGCCCUCCUGGCAGCCUCCAGCAAGAUUGCUUGAGGAUGCAGGGGUGCCUGGGCAGGUCGCACAGAUGCCGGAAGGGAAAAGCCUGGAAGACGAGUCCCAGUCUCGCCAUCAUCACGCCGAAUUGUCUCUGUUAAGCACUCACGCCAGGGACAUUUACGAAUCGACAUCCUGGCUCGACACCAUUGACGAGUCCGGUGCUUCUUCUCCAUCAUCAACGCACUCGCAAGUAUCAUCUGUAUAUCUAAGGCGAAGAAGCCGGCCGCUCAGUCACGGGACUGAGGCUGAAUUCGAUGCUGCAUUGGACGCCGCCGUUGAGGCUGCUUAUGAUGAAGGCUUAGAACCGGCAGUCAAUGUGGGUAAUUACAGCUCGGACGACGACGUUGUUGCUCACGUUCGCAAAAAUGUCGAGCUGGCGAAACAAAGGGUAAGAGAGGUGGGAAGAGAAACCACAAUAACUAUGCAUCAGGACCACAAAAUGCAGCCAAAUAAUGGACACUCGGCGUUCCAAGAUCCUGAUGAUGCAACUCCAGACUACCUUGACGAUGAAGCUGAGGAAGAGGAGAGGUUGCUGGAAGAAAUGACCAGAGGUUACGUUAUGGACGAUUUUGCGUUUGAUCUCCAGUCAAAGUCAGCUCUUCCACGUCAGUCGGAUACGAAUACUUUCCUCGGUAGAACCUGGGACAAUACGGCUGGUUCUGCCGCAGUUACGACAGCGGCUGGUUUGGCUCUUUCUCCGUUGACAGAAGAUGACAUUCCGUCAACUACGGAUUCUGAAGCUGACCAGAAUGCGCUUCCUUCUCUGAAGCAUACUCACAUUUCGACCCCAGAUGAGUCCACCAGUAUGCCCAAACAGGCCUCUGUGCCAGGAGCAAUCUCGGGCGUGCGAGCGCGAAGGAUGUCAGGUCAAAAUAUGACAGAGCUGACAAUUGAAACAAGCUCUCGUUCGAAAUCCGCAAACGAAGUUCUUAGCCAGGAGCGGCCCGCAGAUUCGGCGACAUUCCGACCACCUUUACUCCCCAGAACCAAAUCUCAAAUCAACUUCUCCACACCUUCCACAACGACGACUCAGACUCCAGCUUCCAUGACUAGAUCCAUGGAACACGUAAAUCAAAGGAGGCCCUCUGUUGUUUCCUUGACGGAAGACAGCCCAACGACCGAAGUGCUUGACCGAGGUAUCACGCAGGAAGAAUUAUCUCAUGCCGGAACAAUGAAGGUGCCGUCUCCAGUUCGUCUCAUUGGCAAGGUACCCUCGGCGCCCGACAAUCUGGGCAAGCUCAACUCGGGUCUGAAGGCAUUUCGACCCAGGAAUGUUUCGGUGCCAGCACCUGAUCCGUCUGCAAUCUCACCGGAUACGCCUUCAAGCGGCGCUUUUACCGAUUUUCACAAGGGACCAGCAGCCGGCGCAACGCCUUCUCUACCCACACCAAUUGGUGCUACUUUUACUACUCCUGGACUGACAGCUGGAGGUCUAUGUCUAUUUGACAGUCAUAUUCAUUCGCCGACGAGUCCUGGGUCACCAAACCCAAUGGCUGCAAAUGCCCCUGUUCCAUUAGAGCCAUGCCCUGAGUCAUUCCUUCUGCGCCCAUUCUGGCUUAUGAGGUGUAUCUACCAGACCAUUGCUCACCCACGCGGCGGUUACCUUUCAAGGAAGUUAUUUGUCCCCCACGAUAUCUGGGCAGUGAAAAAUGUCAAGCUGAAGGCAGUUGAAGAGAAAGUGUCAAACUGCGACUUGCUAACGGCAGCGUUGCUUAAACUUGCCAAGGUCGACACUUAUGAUGCCGAUGCCGUCCUCGAGGAGAUGCAAUCAUUAGAGACCGUUCUCGAUCAAGUUCAGGUUUCUCUUUCAAAGAAAAUAAGCAGCGAAGUUGGUGUUCAAGGAGCUAUGCCUCUUUUCAGGUAUUCUCAGAGUACAGAUGAAGUGACAAAUGCUACCGAUGUACUGCCAUCGAAAGUUUCAACUGUUUCGGGUAAAUCAUCGUAUCUGACGUCGUGGCGAAAGCUACGAUCGAAGAACUCAGGCUUCGGAGCUGCUGUACCUCCAGUGCAUCCCAAAGAAGCCACUAAAGACAACUUGACUAUUCAUUCUCUCCCUAUGACAUCGACACCAAUCUCUCAAUCCGCCAAGCGCAAUACAGCGCAAUUUCAGUUCACUGGACCCAAUGCAAAUUACAUGGCUGCCCUCGCCCGCCUUUGCGACGCGGCGCAGGUCCUUGAUCAAAUUGCUCAGCAGGUCGAAGACCCAGGUCUCAGGCUUUCUUCUCCCACUUUGAUUGGUCUGGAGUUGAGUACACGCCAUGCCGCCGAAUUUUUUGGCUUCUAUGUGUGCCGUUUCGCCCUGAACGACAUCGGGAUAAUGCUCGACAAAUUUAUCAAGAGAGGAAGUGAGUGGGUCCUGAUCUAG